Messenger RNA from Astyanax mexicanus (Mexican tetra), 3249 nucleotides. RefSeq lists its product as uncharacterized. The coding region runs from base 181 to 2511 and encodes 776 amino acids. The record is from RefSeq and is a predicted model, not a curated record. Lineage: Eukaryota; Metazoa; Chordata; Actinopteri; Characiformes; Acestrorhamphidae. The transcript is spliced from 13 exons.
ACUGUAUAAUCUUAAACCCUUUUACAUUAAUCCACUUUCAGAGCUGCGCAGAAAGUUUAAAAUUGGGUGGAGCUGCUCCUUAAAAGCCUUAUUUAAAGCUCAGACUGACUCAAAGCGAGCCUCAGUGGAACUGAUUACAUCUGGAGGAAGGUUGAUUCUGCAGAUUUCUCAGCUGGAGAAAUGGAUCAUGGUGUGUUUUAUCUGCUGGCAGUGACUCUUACAGUGGCUGCUUUCACGGAUGCUUCAUCUAUGAAAGCCAAAAAUCUCGCUCUUUAUGGAAAAGCCACUCAGUCCUUCCUGGUUCAAAACCCCUGGACAGGACACGGUCAUGCCUACAACGCUAUAGACGGAAAUACUGAUUCAAACUACGACCAUGGGUCCUGCACCGCCACCACAUUUCAGCCGAACCCUUGGUGGAGGGUGGACCUGCUGGAUGAGUACACGAUAACCUCCAUCACCAUCACCAACCGAGGAGACUGCUGUUCAGAGAGGAUCAACGGAGCCGAGAUACGCAUCGGAAACUCUCUAAUCAACGAGGGAAACGAUAACCCACGGGUCGCGGUGGUUUCUUCCAUCCCUGCUGGAAAAGACAAAACCUUUAAUUUCGGAGGAGGAGUCUCUGGACGUUACGUCAACAUUAUAAUACCUGGAAAACAUCGGAUCCUGACUCUCUGUGAGGUUCAAGUGUUUGGAUCCAGACGUUCAGAAUCGUUGACACAAAUACCGUCCCAAUUAAAAAACCUGGCUCUCGCUGGAAAAGCCACUCAGUCCUCGUUUGUUGAUCAGCCCUAUAAGAUCUUUCACGGUCAUCCCUACAAGGCCAUCGAUGGAAAAAACACUUCAGAGUACAGCAAGGGGUCCUGCACUCACACUGAGACCCAGGACAACCCCUGGUGGAGGCUGGACCUGCAGGACGAGUACACCGUGACCUCCGUCACCGUCACCAACAGAGGAGACUGCUGUUCAGAGAGACUCAACGGAGCCGAGAUACGCAUCGGAAACUCGCUAUCCAAUGACGGAAACAGUAACCCACGGGUUGGAGUGAUUUCUUCUAUUUCUGCUGGAAAAUCCCAAACCUUCACCUUAAACCAAGGAGUCUCUGGACGUUACGUCAACGUGAUCAUUCCUGGAAAGAAACGGAUCCUGACUCUCUGUGAAGUUGAGGUCUUCGGGUACCAUCCUUCACAAGUGAAAAACCUCGCUCCGCGUGGAAAAGCCACCCAAUCAUCCCUUGCGUUUGACGGUCACCCUUCUAAAGCUAUAGAUAAAAAUAAGGACACAAACUACCACCAGGGUUCCUGUACUCACACUGUAAUCCAGCAGAACCCCUGGUGGAGGGUGGACCUUCUGGACGAGUUCACAAUAACCUCCAUCGUCAUCACCAACCGAGGAGACUGCUGUGCCGGGAGGCUCGAGGGAGCCGAGAUUCACGUCGGAAACUCGUUAAUCAACAACGGAAAUGAUAAUCCACGGGUUGAGGUGAUUAAGUCCAUUCCUGCUGGAAAAUCCCAAACCUUCCACUUAAAAAAAGAGGUCUCGGGGCGUUACGUCAACCUGAUCAUACCUGGGAGUAACCAGAUCCUGACUCUCUGUGAGGUCGAAGUGUUCGGGUACCAUCCUUCACAAGUCAGAAACAUCGCUUUCGGAGGAACAGCCACUCAGUCGUCGUUUGUUGAACAGCUUUACGCAACUCAUGGUGAUCCAUCCAAAGCCAUCGAUGGAAAAACCACUUCAGAGUACAGCCAGGGGUCCUGCACUCACACUGAGACCCAGGACAACCCCUGGUGGAGGCUGGACCUGCAGGACGAGUACAAUAUAUACUCCAUCUACAUCACCAACAGAGGAGACUGCUGUUCAGAGAGGAUCAACGGAGCCGAGAUACGCGUCGGAAACUCUUUAUCCAACAAUGGAAAUGAUAAUCCACGGGUCGGGGUGAUUUCUUCCAUCCCUGCUGGAAAAAGCAAAAGCUUUCAUUUUAAAGAAGGAGUCUCUGGACGUUACCUCAACGUGAUCAUACCUGGAAAGAAACGAAUCCUGACUCUCUGUGAGGUUCAAGUGUUUGGAUUCCCACGUUCAGAAGGAAACGCUGCACUGAAAGGAUUCGCUGCCCAAUCCAGCAAUUAUGGAACUGGCUGUGCGAUCAAAGCCAUCGAUGGAAACCGAGAUGGAAACUACUUCUCCGGUUCCUGCACUCACACGAAAUACGACCUCAGUCCCUGGUGGAAGCUGGACCUUCAGAAAACUCACAAGGUGUCGUCCAUCACCAUCACCAACCGGCAGGACGCUGUUCCCGAGAGACUGAACGGAGCUGAGAUCCGAAUCGGAGACAAUCCGGCUCACAACGGCAUCCAGAACCCCAAGUGUGGUGUGAUUUCCUCCAUUGGUAAAAACCCCUCCGUGACCUUCCAGUGUAACGGGAUGAAGGGGAGGUACGUCACCAUCGUGAUUCCGGGAAGGAAGGAGUAUCUGACGCUGUGUGAGGUGGAGGUGUUUGGAGCUCCAGUGCAGUGAGGAUCCUCCUGAUUUCCCAGUUGCAGGAUCACCGAAUGUCUCUUUUAGAAACCAAGCUAUUGUUUAUGGAGCCAAAUCAGGGACAGAAGUUUUGUCAAUUUGAAAAGAAAAAUUUAAACCGAAAGUUUAAGUAUUAAGCUUGAACUUUGAAAAAUACAAAAAUAUAUUCAAAAUAAAAAAUAAGUGUAUCAUAUGUUUUUUUCAGAUUAUAUAUAAUUUUGAUUCAGUUUGGGAAUUAUUUAUAAACCAUUUUUGUUUUUUUUAAUUUUCACUUUCUCGUGUAUUUUGAUUUUUAAUCUUUAAAUUCUAUUGAUUUUUAAGUAAAAUAUGUAAAAUGUAAUAUACAAUAGACUCAGCACUGUAUUGUGAAUAUAAAGGGUGAUAGUUUGCUGACACCCAGCUGUAUCAUAAACAUUGCUGAAAUGCUAUUUAAUUGGUGAAUAUGUAAAUAUAAGAUCUCAAAUAUCAAAAUACACAAUUUAUUAUUUUAUUUUGAAUAUUUUUUGGUGUUUUUCAAAGUUCAAGCUUAAUACUUUUUUUUUUCAAAUUGGCAAAACUUUUGUCCCUGAUUUGGUCCUAGUUGUUCUUAUUCUAGUUCAGUAACUCUUAUUCUGCAUGUUUCAGUCUAUUUGAACAGUUUUCAUGCUGUAAAAAACAUUCUUGAGCCCAGCAAAUUUUGCUUAUUAAAAUGAUUGUUUCUGAACUCUGCUUAAUUAAAAGAGCAAGCAAAUCCCAAUA